This is a messenger RNA of Tremella mesenterica DSM 1558, 804 nucleotides long. RefSeq lists its product as uncharacterized. The transcript has a single exon. The record is from RefSeq and is a predicted model, not a curated record. The coding region runs from base 1 to 804 and encodes 267 amino acids. Lineage: Eukaryota; Fungi; Basidiomycota; Tremellomycetes; Tremellales; Tremellaceae.
AUGGACUGGUUGAAUCAAACACACUUUUGGCCGGCCUCAGAUGAUGAGAAUAAUGAAGACCCGAACACAGACAGUGAGAGCGGAACCCUUUAUGAUGGCAUGGACGCAGUUAGUGACGCCGGCACCGAACGCACCAUGGUGGAGUUUUCAGAGGCUUUUGACACAGAGAAGGUAGUCAACAAAUGGGACGUGGACUUUGUUCCCGAUUUUGCCAGAGACCUUGGACAGGGAGUGGACUCACCAGAUGAUAAACUUCACAUUGUGGUGCAUUCCUCUCUAUCCAUGGAGUGGGACUACCAACAAUCCAAAUUAUUGGUCAAACAGACGUUCCGCAAUCACGUCUAUAGGCCGGUCUAUGGCGCGUACAGUACUGAUAGACCAUACCCAAACGGAAUGCUUGAUAUGUUGCUUGAGAGGCUAACCUCUCCUGGCUAUCGCAGAAGUAUGUUGGACACGGUCGCCACAGCUCAGCAGGUACAGAUCUUGGCAACUCUCAAUGACAUGGAUGCGUUCCAGGUGAGACAACUUCUGCAAAGUGAGGCUUUACAGCAAAAUACCGUGUUGAAUGGAAGUGCGUUGUCAGAUGCAAUGUCAAAAUGUGUGCAGAGUGAAUUACCAAUGUACCAGAACAUGCAAACAGUAGUACAUAAAUAUAAUCUUACCGAGUGGACCAAUUAUAUGCGGAUUGCACGCACUGAGAAUUUCAAGUGGAGUACACCAAUUACAAGCCUAUGGGAUCUGACAGCUGCAACACCUGUUGGUGUACAGACACCGCUGUCAGUGUCGUCUGGGCCGCAUGUGUGA